AUGGUCAGGUCACUCGAGACUGUCGCAUUGGAUUUACAACUACUCUGGGAAGCGCAUACCCGACCCAAUCAUCUGAUUGAACUUCAUCGUGAUAUAUAUCACUGGGACACCUUCGUGAGCAUCACCGAGAAGCAGCAACAGAUAGCCAGGCUGUCAUACGAAAGAGUCCUAGAGGAGGUGCAGAUUGAACGGAGGCAUGAGGAGGCGACGCCUCCAGCAGAGGACGUUGCGAAGGAGGAUGUAGAACAGGAACGGAGAAGGAGUGGUAACGCGGGAGAUAUUGCCGUUGGGCCGUCCGAAAACUCCCCGAAUAUGGAACAUGCAUUCGCUGUAACAUCCACGCAUGACCACGGCAUGGUGGGGGGUGGGACGGGUUCGGAGAGUGAAGACACACCGAGAUCCAGUGUGAUCGACCACCAGGAGCUGUGCAAGAAGAGACCCAGUGAAGAGCUCACCGGAAACGACAUCGAUACAAUCUUCAUCAAGAAACCGAUGAAGCGAAAGAAUUCCGAGGCAAAGAGCGAACCUUACAUUUCUAACAGCGAUGACGGUCUUGACGACGACGAGAUCAUGGGCUCAGUCUCACGCAUGGAUAUAUGCACCACCUUGAGGUGGCGAAGAAGGCCGAAGAAGUUAAUUAUACAAAGAUAUAUGCUGACAUUUACGUUACCAAUGAAUCCCAGCUCAACAUCUUGA
Didymosphaeria variabile is the source of this 696-nucleotide messenger RNA. RefSeq lists its product as uncharacterized. NCBI's taxonomy places the organism in Eukaryota, Fungi, Ascomycota, Dothideomycetes, Pleosporales, Didymosphaeriaceae. The transcript is spliced from 2 exons. The record is from RefSeq and is a predicted model, not a curated record. The coding region runs from base 1 to 696 and encodes 231 amino acids.